This is a messenger RNA of Eublepharis macularius, 2201 nucleotides long. RefSeq names its product non-homologous end joining factor 1 (gene NHEJ1). Gene Ontology annotation, biological process: double-strand break repair via nonhomologous end joining. The transcript has 8 exons. Gene Ontology annotation, molecular function: DNA end binding. Bases 270 to 1178 code for a protein of 302 amino acids. The record is from RefSeq and is a predicted model, not a curated record. Lineage: Eukaryota; Metazoa; Chordata; Lepidosauria; Squamata; Eublepharidae. Gene Ontology annotation, cellular component: DNA ligase IV complex; nucleus.
UUUGAGUCCAGGGGCGCCUUAGAGACCCACAGGAGGCCGUGGAUAUAUUUAGUACGUGGGCCACCCUUGAAAAGCCGUUUAAACUUCUGAAGCGGUAGGGCAGGUCCGGUCAAACCUGUUCCUCCACCCCAGUGCGGUGGAGCAAGCGAGAUCGGAAUUUGAAUCGAGUUUCUGGGAGGUGUCGUUGGAUCCCCCGCGGGCUCGUUGAGCUUCAGCCCUUAUCUGUUUACAUACCGAUUUUCUGGUGGCUUCGCCUUGGUUCAACCUGGAUGGAGAAUGUUGAGGACCUGGAAACCAGACUAUUGCUGCAGCCCUGGGCUUCUGUCACCUUUGCUGAGUCCACCCUGAUGGCCAAGGCUUAUUUUGGAGAUGCUAGCUAUGCCUUGCUCCUCUCUGACCUCUGCAGUAUGUGGUAUGAAAGGGCAGACACUCAGAUCAUACACCAGAGAUCAAAGGAUCUGAAUAAGCGACUGACAGCUCAUGCAUCCUCCUUCUUGAACCGCCUGCGCAGUCUAGUGUAUCCCCUUUUGGAAGGGCAACCAACCAGUUCCACAUCGUUCUCUUGCCAGCUCAGCCCGGGCACCCUGACUCUCCAUGUGAAGAGUGAGCUCUCAGGGCUGCCUUUCUGCUGGGAUUUUUACUGCUCAGCUGCUCCUGUUGAGAUGAUAUCCCGUCACCUUGUGCAACCCCUGAUGGCAAUGAGCCUGGCAUUGCAGAGUCAGGUGCGGGAGUUGUCAUCCUUGCUGGUCCAGAAGGAUGUAGAGAUAGAAGAUUACCGGGAGAGUGGAGCUGCUCUUAGUCGAGAACGUCUGAAAACAGAACCUUUCAAGGAAGAAUCCUUUCUGCAGAUGUUUGAGGCCAAGACACUGCCCCAAGUCUGUUGCCUGGGAGAUGGGCACUUGUUCACUUCCAACCUAAAGCAUCUCUACAUGGCAGUGACCCAGCAGCAGGCCAGAGUGGUUUGCAAGCGACACCGGGAAGCAUCAGGUGAUUCUGGGUCCUUGGAACACAUUAGCACCCAGGAUUUGCCAGCUGAACCAGAAAAAGGAGAGACUGAAUCCCAGUCAGCAGCAGCGCAGUGUGCACAAAGUGCCACGGAAUUCUCCACCCAAGUCCAGAAGGCUCAAUUGCCCCUGACCAAGACCAAAAGGAAGAAGGCAAAAGGGCUGUUCGGUUGAUGCAGGUGACUCUUACACAGAGACAGAUGUGUGGUUGUUUUCUUGAAUAACCCUCCCUCUUCCUGGAACAUCUGGACUCCCACUCUAGAAUAGAGCUGUGCCACUUGGCUCCUUUUGCCAUAUUUAAACAUGGUGAUUGGAGAGUGUCCCAGCUCUCGCCGCAAGCGUCUGCUGCCCUUCCUCUGCUUAUUCUUUCACCUUUCAGUGAAAGUCUGGAGAUGGUGCAUGCAAAGCAGUAAGCAAGAAGUGGACUGGGGGCACAGCAUGGACAGUGUUAAAAAGCCAAAUGGUGAGAGUCACCUGAGCUCCCGCACCUCUUUUGCCACUAGAAUUUGCAAACUUCUCAGUAAUAAAGACAAUAGUCACGAAACUUGACUUCUCGGUGUAGUGUCUGCUUACAUGUGAUCCUACAUAUGAACUGGACAGUGCAGGAUUGCUUGCAUAAAUUGGAUCUGCUGGAAUCCCAACUUUAAGCUGUUUUGCAAUCUGCUGGAUGGUGGAGAAAAUUUUGCAAAUGUAUAAUCUGUGCUUGUUAAAGACUGAAGAAACAGAAGGGCUUGGGCUGGGGUUGCACUGAUCUGCUCUACUUGAUGGUUUCCAUGUUCGCCAUGUCCCUGCCCAGUGCUCUUAAUCCAUGUUCCCCUUCCCCAGAACAUGUUUUCUCUCUUUCCUUGCACUUCUCCACUCUCCUCUUGCCAAAAUACUCUGCAAAGGCACAAAUAUAAAAUGAAAAUAAAUUCUGCCGAUUCAAGCAUAGUUAGCCUACUUUACCGUGGGCUCUCCAUUGGUCUGUUCUUGUUGCAGAAUGUUACUUUUUCAGCACAAAAUAUACUGGAAAAGUGUGACAAUGAUACUUACGGUACAUUUACAGCUUAUGGUGAGAGAUUAUCUCUAUCUUGUCUUUUCACACAGAAGUGUAGCCCAAGAUGUUUAGAUGUCUGUGGCAGAAAAUCCAAAUGUCAUGCCAAUCGUGGUAAAUGUAUAAUACUUCACUGAACAAUUAAUGUGUUUAAAUUAAAUUGA